Molecule: messenger RNA, 1044 nt
Organism: Penicillium lagena
Lineage: Eukaryota; Fungi; Ascomycota; Eurotiomycetes; Eurotiales; Aspergillaceae
Product: zinc-dependent alcohol dehydrogenase family protein
Exons: 4
Coding region: 1-1044 (347 amino acids)
Molecular function (GO): oxidoreductase activity
Source: RefSeq, a predicted model, not a curated record
AUGGCUCCCACAAUGAAGCAAUGGAUUGUGCAAGACAAAGAGAACGGCUUUGACGGCCUGGUCUUUCAACAGAGUGCUCCUGUCCCCAAAGUCGGCGACAAUGAGGUGCUUGUCAAGUUGGAAGCCGCGUCGCUAAAUUACCGCGACUUGAUCAUUCCGAAGGGCCUGUACCCCUUCCCUAUCAAACUCCCUGUCGUUCCCGCCUCCGAUGGCGCCGGCGAAGUGAUCGAAGUCGGCUCCAAGGUCACCGAGUUCCAGAAAGGCGACAAGGUGGUCACGGUCUUCAACCAGGGCCACCAGUAUGGCGAUAUUGAUGUCCAAGCCACGAAGACCGGCCUCGGUGGUGUGAUCGACGGCGCUCUGCGCCAGUAUGGCGUAUUCGACGAAAAGGGCCUUGUCAAGGCCCCUGCGAACCUCAAUGCACUCGAGAAUAGCACCCUUACCUGCGCGGCUUUGACCAGCUGGAAUGCGUUGUAUGGUCUCAAGCCGCUGAAGCCGGGCCAGACUGUGCUGGUGCAGGGGACUGGCGGUGUGAGCAUGUUCGGUUUGCAGUUCGCCAAAGCGGCCGGUGCGACCGUGAUCGCCACCACUUCGUCCGCGCAAAAAGGCGAGAAGCUGAAGAAGCUCGGCGCCGACCAUGUCAUUAACUACAAGACCGAUACGAACUGGGGCGAGACGGCACGCAAAUUGACUCCCGGCGGAGCUGGUGUGGACUACGUUAUUGAGGUUGGUGGCACUGGCACCCUCGAACAGAGUUUCAAGUGCAUCAAGUACGAGGGUGUAAUUAGUGUCAUCGGGUUCCUUGGUGGUGUCGACCCCAAGGGCCAGCCCAGUAUCUUAGACACUCUGAGUAACAUUUGUACUGUUCGCGGAGUCUAUGUGGGUAGCAAGGCUCUAAUGAGAGAUAUGGUGCGGGCGAUUGAGGCCAAUGACAUCCACCCGGUGGUGGAUGAAAAGGUCUUUAAUCUGGACCAGGCCAGGGAGGCCUAUGAGUACAUGUGGGCUCAAAAGCACUUUGGAAAAUUGGCGAUCAAGAUCGCUUGA